Messenger RNA from Peronospora matthiolae, 1413 nucleotides. The record is from the annotation of a GenBank genome assembly. Lineage: Eukaryota; Oomycota; Peronosporomycetes; Peronosporales; Peronosporaceae.
AUGCCUGCCGCUUGUUCAUCAGAUGGCCAUCUGAUGAACGUUUUGGAGCGUCCACAAGCGUGUGGAUGUACUACGAGUGAGUGCGAUGGCCUCACUUGUGGUACGGUCGUUAGUACGACUGCACAAAACCUUAGUGUACCAAACGGUUACACUUCGGAGCAAAGUUCCGGCGGCUGUGAGGAAACACAGGCUGCGCCGAAGGUCCACCACUCGAAGAAGUCGGGUGGACUGGGACAAAGAUGUAUCCCUAGCGGGGAACAUCUAGAAGAGAAACAAUCGAUCGCUCAGGUUAAGCGAAACGAUAAACCUAGAUCGACUGGAGAGUCUUUCGUAGAGGAUCUCGCUGUGGUUGCGCAACCCCAGCUAGAGGAAGUAAAGGGAAUAAGUCCCAAGAUUACAAAUACGGCGGAAAUAAGUUCCCCGAAACCCGCGGGAAUAAGUCCCCGGGAAGACGAAGGAAUAAGUCCUUCGAAGCCUGAGGGAAUAAGUCCCCAGGGAAUGACAGAGACAUUGAAUGUCAUAGUCAAUAACGGAUCAAGUGUAGGCGCUUAUACACUUGAUCUGAUUGCGCCUCCGAAGUUGACUUCGGAGAUCACUCAGUUGCCAACGCUCGAACAUAAAAGGUUCUUGCGUGAUCUGCGUAGUGGCAAAUUCAAGCAGAUCUGCGUACUCGUCGCUGACGACGAGUGUGUAACCGACAUAAGGUCAGCAACAGUGCUUACUGAGAACGAGAGAGUUCUCAGUAGUUCAUCUAUGGACGAGAGUGUCCUAGAUGAAAAGACACGAAUUGAGCGAUAUGACUCCCAAUCAUGGGAAUCGCUCAAGAAAAAUCCUCUCUAUGAAGAUUUGGUUGAAUUCAAGGAUGUAUUCCCUGAAACUGUUCCGUGCGAAUUACCGAAGGAUAAAGGUAUUCGACACGAGGUCGAGCUUAAACCAGGCUCGAAGUACUGUGUCAUGAAGCAGUGGCCACUGCCUCGUGAACAAGUACUUGCGAUCGACAAGUUCUUUGCCGAUCGUUUAGCUGCGGGCCAUGUGAGGGAAUCAACUUCCCCACAUAGCUCUCCGACCUUCUGUGUGCGAAAAGCAACAGGAGGGUGGCGGAUAGUGCACGCGUUCAACAAAUUGAACGCUGCAACGGUACCGGCUCAGACGCCGAUACCGAGGAAGGACGUAAUCAUUGAUGGUAUUUCAAAGAGUACCAUCUUUUCGUCCAUGGAUUUGAUGGAUGGCUUCUAUCAAAUCCUUAUGCGGGAACGAAAUAUACCCUAUACCGCAGUUAGCACGCCUAGCGGCAUGCUCUGGGAAUGGCUAGUAAUGCCACAAGGGCUCAUUAAUGCCCCUGCCACGUUCAACAGAUGUGUAUACACAUCUGUUGAGACCAGUACGAGAAUUCGCGCCGAGUUAUUUCGAUGA